Messenger RNA from Saccharomyces kudriavzevii IFO 1802, 1662 nucleotides. RefSeq names its product Roy1p (gene ROY1). The record is from RefSeq and is a predicted model, not a curated record. The coding region runs from base 1 to 1662 and encodes 553 amino acids. The transcript has a single exon. NCBI's taxonomy places the organism in Eukaryota, Fungi, Ascomycota, Saccharomycetes, Saccharomycetales, Saccharomycetaceae.
AUGGCGUUCCAAGAUCUAGAUCUAUUUGUAAUAUUAUCACAUGCUUCCAAAUACCUCAAUCAAAAUGACUUGUUGAAUUUGAGCAUAGUUUCCAAAAAAGUCCACGAUAUAGUCGCCAUCCCGCAUAUCUACCACAAUAUUCACAUCACUAAAAACCCUGUUUUAAGGACAAGUAAAUGGUUCUUGGAAGGAGGAAAGACCUAUGUGAGUGGUUAUAGGUCAGUUUUGAAGACUGGCGACAAGAAUGACAUCUUUUUAUAUGAUAGGGUUGAGAAGUUAUUGGAGGCAUCCCAUUUGAAAUCUAUAAAACAAUUGACGAUAGAUGAUGACUUAUUUCACAAUAGAAAGGAGGGACUGCAAUUAUUACAAAGAUUGGUGGAUGAAAUUACUGAAUUGGACCUAUUGGAAAUUCUUGUCAUAAAGGAUUCUGAAUUGUUUGAGAUGUGUUCAGAAAAGUAUUUUGAAUUAACAAGCUUAAAGAACCGGAUAGUAUAUGGUGAAAGUGGAUUUAAUAACGUCAGGUCAUGGGAAAAUGUUAAAAGUUUAGAAUGGAACUUAUCCGCAUCGCUGGAUUUGCAAAACAUGAUAACCCCCGAAGUGGGAGGGCUACUAUUGAAGCAUUUAGAUGGAGGAGAACUAGAAAUCAAGGAUGAAGCGUAUUCAAGCCUGAGAGUAUUUGAGUACUUCAAUUUGCUAGACAUUCGUUUGAGGAACCUACGUCGCUUGAAGUUUAAUCACGUUCACAAACAAGGUGAUGCGAGUACAGUUUCCAUGAAGUUGUCUUCUCAUGCUCUGAAGGAUGCGGUGAAUCUGUCCAACCUCAAAGCCCUUGAACUAGAAUUUUCAUGUGAAGUAAAUGACUGUGAAUGUGAUGAUGAAUUUCUUCAAGACCUAGCUGGUGAGUUGAUCUCCUUAACAAGCUUAGGAUUCAUCGAGAAAACAUUCACUAAGCAAGGAUACCACUACAUGGACGAGAAUUGGGACUUGGUCAUUAAUAAGUUUAUUAUGAAUUUGCCUAACGUGAGUGAAAACUUACGUCUACUAAGCAUACGACAUGAUCCACCUUUAAAUGGUAAUGGAACUGAUACUGUCGAUGGAAAUUUACUUCGUCGUAAGAAACUCUACGAAAAGGUUCUUCCAAAGCUGACUUCAUUAGAGACAAUAGUGGCCCCAACGGUAUUGCAGUCCAUCACCUCAUAUGAAAUGUACGCAUGCGACCUUCUAUGGAAUGGCUGCAAGUGUGAGUUCUGCUCCAAAUAUUUGCCACUGUUUGAUAAGUACAUCAUGAAUCAUCAAUACUUUUCAAUCCCAGAAGCUAGGUACUUGGAUAUUAUACCCAUAGUAUUUGCUGCAUAUACUGGAAGUUCCCUAGCCCACAGGUUUGAGUCUCAGAAGAAGUGGGAUUUGGAUUUAUUACAGUACGCUCCGGAGGAUACUAAUUGGAACUUUCAUGGCUUUGAAAGAAUUCAUCACUUCGCGAGCUAUGAAUGUUAUUUUGACGAAUCCUCAUUUGAGCCCUUGGCGACUAUCAUUUCGCAUUUUUUUUACCCUUACAUGAACUAUUUGAUCAAGAUUUUACCGAAUCUUCGCCAAACUAUGUUAUCAGGAAUCUACUUCAGCGUGAAUCCAGCAUCGCACACUUACGAAUCUAUUUAUGACUGA